Cornus florida is the source of this 1626-nucleotide messenger RNA. RefSeq lists its product as uncharacterized. Bases 208 to 1263 code for a protein of 351 amino acids. The record is from RefSeq and is a predicted model, not a curated record. The transcript is spliced from 8 exons. Lineage: Eukaryota; Viridiplantae; Streptophyta; Magnoliopsida; Cornales; Cornaceae.
UCAGGUGAAGGAAAAAAAAUUGAAUUUAACACAUUUUACUUGCGCGUGAGAUGGCACAUGACAAUUAAAUAAUUUUCCUGAAGCCGUACGCAGAACAGAUCCUGGGAUGUCGCCGCCGAAUCCUAUAAUUUACUAGUUCUAAAAGGUUCAAUAGGGAAGGAAGGAAGGAGGCUUAUCGUUUUUGCACGCUGAUUACCGUCAGACUUUAUGUGGAACUACAGUAAAUAUCCAGGUGUUGUGUGGGAAUGUAAUGUUUUUGUGCCAAAGGACCAGGAGUUACCCCCUAUUCAUGAACUUUUGGAGCUUCUAUGCUAUGGUAUUAAGUGGAGCCCUACCCAUUCUAUUUUCAAGUUGUUUUUGAUAUUAUGCCUGCCGAAAAUGGGACUAUGGGAAAUUACUAGGACUUCUCUAUAUCGCGCAAAUCACAAGGAGCUACAGGAUCUUAUUUGCCAUUAUGCGGAAGAAGGACAGCCCAUUAAGUUGGCUGCUUUGCUUUGCUUUCUUCCGGUUGAAUUUUUCUGUUUUUCAUCAGAUUUUGAUGGAUCUGCUGAAUCGUUAAGUACUUACGUAGAACGAAAAGAGACCGAAUGGUUAACUAGAAUUGAGGCUUUACGUGGAAGGAUUUCAGGUAAGAUCUUGUCACUAAUUGUUGAGGAGCGGAAAUUAAUGGGCAGUGGAAGCAGUGAUUUGGCUCAGAUAUGCAAGAAGAAGAAGAUGUUGAUGAUGUCUGUGAUGUUGUUGAUUGAAAUCUACGAGAGAUUUGGUGAUGAUAUAGGAUUUUGUGUGACUGGGGCAAAUGGCAUGACUUUGGAGCAGUCUAAAAGAAUGGCAAACAUUCUUGUAGACAAGCUCAAGGAAUCAGGCUUCCCAGUCAAGAAUGAAUUUUUUGAAGUUUUUAAACAUCUUAACUGUUCCAGUGAUGAGCGGCAACCGAAGGUUGCAGGUGGUGCUUGUGGAUCUAAAUUUGAACAAAAGGAUCCUAAAAUCCCAGUCUACAAAAAAAUUCAGAGUCCUCCAAUAACAAAGCAAACAAAUGGAAUGCCACUUGGGCAGCAAAGGAGGCCAAUCUCGACACACUCUUUGCAGGAGAAACCAGGUUUACUUUCUAUGGUGCAGUCAAAUUAUAUGUCACAGAGGUUUACAACAAAGUUCAGUCGAAAGUUUUGCACAGCUACUGAAGCUCAGAUCAGGCGACCUGUGCCAGGUCUUGCGCAAUGCAAAAAAUUGUCCUCUUUUCUGUCGGUCAUCAAGAGGGGUAUUUGAUAUCCCUAAGUGGCAUAUUUUCAGAUUUGGAUGAUGAUAUUAUCCUCCCUUUUCUAGAUUUUUCCUUGCUAACUUAUAGAUCCAAAUGAUUCCUAGUGGCAUCUUUUUGUUGUGGAUUUGGUUAUUCUUUGAUUGGAAGUUUUACAUUUUUCACUUAAUUCUGUAUGAUGAGUUUUAUACAGGCAUGCAAAGUACGGUAGCAUUUUCUUAUUCGCUAGCUUCUUUGACUUAAAAAUAAUUUUGCUAGUGGUUUUUUCAUCUGAUUGUAGGCUUAUGAAAACUGUAGUAUCCAUUUAGAUGCAGACAUUGAUGUUUUGGGGGACUUCUUUAAAUCUAUCCAAUCUCUUCUCUUUCCACUUUAAA